Messenger RNA from Ochotona princeps (American pika), 776 nucleotides. RefSeq names its product mitochondrial intermembrane space import and assembly protein 40-like. Gene Ontology annotation, cellular component: mitochondrial intermembrane space. Lineage: Eukaryota; Metazoa; Chordata; Mammalia; Lagomorpha; Ochotonidae. The record is from RefSeq and is a predicted model, not a curated record. Gene Ontology annotation, biological process: protein import into mitochondrial intermembrane space. Gene Ontology annotation, molecular function: protein-disulfide reductase activity. The coding region runs from base 149 to 397 and encodes 82 amino acids. The transcript has a single exon.
GGAUCGAAUCAUAUUUGUGACCAAAGAAGAUCAUGAGACUCCAAGCAGUGCGGAGCUGGUGGCUGAUGACCCCGACGACCCCUACGAGGAGCAUGGGUUGAUACUGCCCAAUGGAGACAUUAACUGGAACUGCCCUUGCCUUGGCGGCAUGGCCAGUGGCCCCUGCAGGGAGCAGUUCAAGUCCGCCUUCUCCUGCUUCCACUAUAGCAAGGAGGAGCUCAAGGGAUCAGACUGUGUAGACCAGUUCCGGGCCAUGCAGGAGUGUAUGCAGAAAUACCCAGAUCUCUAUCCCCAAGAGGAUGAGGAAGAGGAGGAAGAGAAAACGCCAGCAGAAGGAGUGGCCGAAGCAGCUGUGAGUGAGGCCCCUGCCACCAAAGAAGAGAAGGGACCCAGCUAAUGAAGGCCUCAGGUGCUGGGCUCCGGGCCUCCCACCUCCAAGUGACACGGACCUCUUACACAAUGCUUUUUCAUCCACCUCUGGCUGCUCUCUGCACUGUAAUGUACAAAAUAACUUAUUGUGUUGAUUGGGGAUUUGGCCCCUUGAUGUAUACACUGGAAGGAGAAAUGGGGAGUGUGUGUAUGUGUGUCUUACGUAAACCUAUCAGUGAUUAUAGCUGCCACUUCAGAAUUCUCUCAGCCCCGAGUUUUGCCACUUUGAAAUAAUGUGCUGAAUAGUCUCAGCAACCAAAAAUGACUACCAGGAAUAUUUCUUGUGAGCUGACUUAUUCUCUUUUAUCAUAUCUCUCAGUGGAUAUAUUUCCUAGGGAAAUUGGAGC